Molecule: messenger RNA, 1562 nt
Organism: Lotus japonicus
Lineage: Eukaryota; Viridiplantae; Streptophyta; Magnoliopsida; Fabales; Fabaceae
Product: probable serine/threonine-protein kinase PBL19
Exons: 4
Coding region: 223-1356 (377 amino acids)
Biological process (GO): protein phosphorylation
Molecular function (GO): protein kinase activity; ATP binding
Source: RefSeq, a predicted model, not a curated record
CUUUUUUUUUUGUCCACAUCUACGCGGGUUCACACUUCCCACGCGGUUUUUUUCUUUCUCAUGUCAUCAUUGUAUUUCAAUCAAUCUCGGUUUCUUUUUCAUUUCUCUUCCACUUCAAUUCACUUUCCUUCUGUUUCCGUUUACAAUUCAUCUUCAUUUCUCUACCACCUCAACCUUUGUGAACUGUUUGUUCUGUUCCUCGGAGAAAUUAGUGAUUAGAGAAUGAAGUGUUUCUUCUUCAAACGAAUAUCCAACGCCGACCCAGAUUUGAACCGAAGCAAGAAGAAAACUCAGGCGUCGAAUCGACCCACCAGUGCGCUGUCAUCGCCGAGGAGCGUAGAAGAAUUGUACAGAGAGAAAGAGCAGAAUUUCAGAGUUUUUACUUUGCAGGAGCUCGUAGAUGCAACAAAUGGUUUCAACAGGAUGCUCAUGGUUGGAGAAGGUGGUUUUGGGAAAGUAUAUAGAGGAACCAUUAGCCCUCUAAACGGACAAGGUGACCCAGUUGUGGUUGCAAUCAAGAAACUUAACACGCGUGGCUUACAGGGGCAUAAAGAAUGGCUUGCAGAAGUUCAAUUUCUCAGCAUUGUUGAUCACCCGAAUUUGGUUAAGCUUUUGGGAUACUGCUCUGUAGAUGGUCGGAGAGAAAUCCAACGGCUGCUGGUGUAUGAGUUCAUGCCCAAUAGGAGCCUGGAAGAUCAUCUUUUCAGUCGUUCUUUCCCUCCCUUGCCUUGGAAAACAAGAUUGCAGAUCAUGCUCGGUGCUGCUCAAGGAUUGCAUUAUCUGCACCACGGAUUGGAGGUUCAGGUUAUCUACCGAGACUUCAAAUCUUCAAAUGUGUUAUUAGACACGAAAUUCCAUCCCAAGCUGUCAGAUUUCGGUCUUGCUAGAGAGGGCCCAACAGGUGAUCAGACUCAUGUAUCUACUAAGGUAGUUGGGACUCGUGGAUAUGCUGCUCCAGAGUAUAUUGAAACAGGUCAUCUCAGACUAAAGAGUGACAUUUGGAGUUUUGGUGUGGUACUCUAUGAGAUCCUCACAGGAAGGAGGGUAUUGGAAACCAAGCUUCCACCAGAGGAACAAAAGCUUUUACAGUGGGUUAAAACAUACCCUGCUGAGAGUAGCAGAUUCAGCAUGAUAAUGGACCCGCGUCUCGCGAAACAGUAUUCACUUGAUGCUGCUCGGAGAAUAGCCAAGUUGGCAGAUAGCUGCUUGAAGAAGAAUCCUGAAGAUAGACCCUCCAUGAGUCAGAUAGUGGAAAGCUUGAAGCGAGCACUGCAGCUUUCAGAAACCUCAAACAGUACUCAGAAUAUGAUCACUUUUCAAUCCCCCAGAUCUAAAUUGACUCAAAAAGUUAAAUAGAAGAUUAGUUUUGUAGGACCAAAGAAUGGUCAAACUAGGAAGUCAGAGUUUUGUGGACUUUCCCAUCUAUGUUUCUGGACUUUGAACAUUGUGGUUAGUUCGGUUCAGUGCCAUAUGCCAAAAUCCAAGUCGUGUCUCUACUUCAUCAAACAUUGGCUUUUAUUUUUCACACAAGUUAUCAACAUUAGAGGAAAUGGAAAGGUCAA